CAUGUCAGACUGAAGCGUGCUGCUCAUCAUGGAUUGCCCUUUUGAGCUCGGGUGUUUCCGAAAGGCGGAUUUGAGCGCAGAUCUCUGCGUCAGUGCGUUUGAUGGACUCUACCUUGAACAGGAAGAGUCUACGGAAGACAGCACUGUUGAAAUAGGGCCUGUCACCAUGUCUGUGAGUGAGACUAAAGAACAUUUUUCUAAAAUGGAUCAUCCAGAAACCUUAACUUUGGCCCUUACUUGCCCCAUCUGCCUGCAGCUCUUCUCUGGUCCAGUUUCUCUUCCCUGUGGUCACAUCUUCUGCUUUGCCUGCCUUCAGACCAUGGGAAAAGGCCUUGACAAACACAGCUGCCCUGAGUGCCAGGCAGACUACCAGGGAACUAAAGCCCUUGUGAAAAGCUCCACAAUGUGCAGCAUCAUAGACACCUACAAAGCCACUGCAGGGAGAGUCAACUCCACUGCAAACCCUUCUGACAUCGGCCAUUUUAUCAAGAGUGAUGAUCGCUCCGUUACAGAAGAAUCAAACACAAAACACCACCAGGAGAGCUCAGGGUGUAAGGGAAAUGACGGCUUUCAAGAACAAGGCAGUGGCAAAGGCAAGAUGGAAAUGGAUGAACCUAAAUUCAGAAUGGCAUCUGAAGUCACAGAGUUGAGCCUCAAGUUGGAGAUGGCGGAGAGUGUGCUGAGGAAGGAGAAGGAGCGGGAGCUAGAGGUGACCACUGCUAAUGGUCAUCUGAGAGAGAAAGCAUGCAGACUUUUAAGGCAGAUAACAGAUUUGUCGCAAAGCUACAGCGCACAGGUGCUGCAGCUGAUUGAAGAAGAGCUCGGCCCAGGUGAGGCCAGUGUAGGCAGUCGAGUCAGCCAAGCGUCCGAGCUAACGGAGCAGCUGAGACAAGCCAUGCUCAGAGCAGAGUCCCUUCUGACUGAGGAUGACGAGGCUGCAUUCACUGACGAGCUUCAGACUCUACAACCGCACAUUGUGGAGUUAAUGGCCAAGCCUGUGGGAGAAGAGGACGACCAUGUUGAAUCAAAAGUUAACUCUGCACGAGCCUGUCCCAAGCUGGAAGACAUGAACACUGAGCUGAGGGAAAGAUUUGGACAGAUUCAGCGCUCCCUUCGAAACACCCUCAACCCUUCAGAGGUGACCUUUGACCCAGAAACGGCCCACCCCAACUUCGUCCUCUCAGAGGACUUGAAGACAGUGACUUUCAGCGCUGCCAAACAGCCCUACCCAGUCUCUCCUCAGAGGUUCACAAACUUCUUCCAGGUCCUCAGCACCCAGAGCUUCUACGAAGGCGAUCACUGCUGGGAGGUGGACCUCGAAGGUUCUCCGUGGAUCAUCGGCGUGUGCUACAGUGGGAAGCUGGCACGUAGCGGGCUGCCCUCUGCCCUGGAAAGCAGCCGGAGCUCCUGGUGUCUGAUGUGGUUCAACAACCUACUGACAGCCUUCGAGCAGGGUCACGACGUACCACUGAAGAGGACCACGGUAUCACGCAGGCUAGAGAUCAGACUGAGUUUCAAGACUCACAGGCUGAGCUUCUACAACGUCAGCUCCGUCAGCGGGAAGAGUCAUGUGUACACAUUUAAGGCUCACCUGACUGAACCAGUGCACCUGGCCUACAGGAUGAUGUCGGGGCACCCUAAAGGCCGUGUCACUAUUUAUUCAUAAUCAUAACUUUAUUCCUAGCAAAUGUGCUGCAAAGUAAUAACAUUUUUUGAGACUUGAUGUAUAUAACUUGAUAGAUAGCAGGCUCUGAUUUCCUCAUUCCUCAAAGAGUUCAGGAAUUAUGAUGGCACUUCUGAUCACCUACUUACUCACUUUUGCCUAGUACUUUGGAUGAACUCUAUUUUAGUAUGCCUGAAAACAUAUAGUGCUCAAAAUGAUGUUAAUUGAUGUGUUAAUAAAUGCCAAUGUUCUGUCAAUGUUAUUAUUUAUUUAUUUUUACUUAAGGGUAAUGCGUGUGUAAAGAUACAAAGUAAAAAGCAUUAACAUUGAA
Cottoperca gobio is the source of this 1994-nucleotide messenger RNA. RefSeq names its product tripartite motif containing 107 (gene trim107). The record is from RefSeq and is a predicted model, not a curated record. Lineage: Eukaryota; Metazoa; Chordata; Actinopteri; Perciformes; Bovichtidae.